Messenger RNA from Eimeria necatrix, 202 nucleotides. RefSeq lists its product as hypothetical. The annotation marks the transcript as partial. The record is from RefSeq and is a predicted model, not a curated record. The transcript has a single exon. Lineage: Eukaryota; Apicomplexa; Conoidasida; Eucoccidiorida; Eimeriidae.
AUGUCUGCACUAGUUGGUCGCGAUGAUGAGGAGAUCGCCAUGAUGCGCAAACGCUUUAUUGGAGUGACUUGGGUGGAUGGAGGUCUUUCAAAUCCCCAGUUUGGGGCAGUGUGCGUUGGUCGGCUGGUUGCGAUGGCUGGGAGGGCGGCAGCAUGGUUUGGUGGCAUGGACUGUGCGAACAAGAAAUUGUGUGGCACAUUGC